AUGACGACCCCAGAGGAGAGGGCUAUAGAGCUCAAGAACCAAGGCAAUAAGGCGUUUGCCGCGCACGACUGGCCGACCGCGAUUGAAUUCUACACCCGCGCUAUCGAGCUGAACGACAAGGAGCCGACCUUUUGGUCCAACAGAUCCCAGAGAUGCCACAAAGGCGAUCGAGCUCAACCCGAGCUUCGUCAAGGUGCGCGACCUCCCAAGACCAGACAGCCCCCCACACCACCGCGCGAGGCUGACGGGUUCUUCUCGCACCAGGCCUAUUACCGGAGAGCGACGGCGUACGCCGCCAUCCUGAAGCCCAAGGACGCCGUCAGGGACUUCAAGACAUGCGUCAAGAUCGACCCGGGCAACAAGGACGCCAAGCUCAAGCUGGUGGAGUGCGAAAAGAUCGUGCGGCAGCUUGCCUUCUUCGCGGCCAUCGAGGUCGGGGACGAGCCAUCGGCGGCAGAGGGGCUUGACGUGGAUGCGAUCGUGGUGGAGCCCUCAUAUGACGGGGUCCGGUUAGAAGGGGAGAUGACGCAGGAGUUCAUCGACGACAUGACCGAGAGGUUCAAGAAUGGCAAGACAAUACACAAGAAAUACGUCUACCAGAUCAUUCUGGCAGUCAAGAAGAUUGUGUAUGACGAGCCCACCAUGGUCGAGGUCGACAUCCCCGAGGGCGUGGAACUCACCGUCUGCGGUGACACUCACGGACAAUACUUUGACCUCAUGGAGCUGUUCAGGUUAAACGGCACUCCGAGCGAGAAGCACUGGUAUCUGUUCAACGGCGAUUUUGUGGAUAGAGGCUCCUGGUCGACCGAGAUUGCGCUGCUGCUCUACGCCAACAAGUGGUUGCGGCCGAAUUGCUUCUUCAUCAACCGCGGCAACCACGAGACAGAUGACAUGAAUAAGGUGUAUGGCUUUGAGGGCGAGUGCAAGGCCAAGUAUAACGAGCGCAUCUUCAAGUUGUUCUCGGAGAGCUUUUCGGCCUUGCCCUUGGCAACUUUGAUCGGCAAGAAGUACUUCGUGCUACACGGCGGUCUCUUCUCGGACGACAACGUGACAUUAGAUGAUAUCCGGAGGUUUGAUAGGCAUAAGCAACGGCAGCCUGGUCAGUCUGGCCUUAUGAUGGAAAUGCUGUGGACAGAUCCGCAGAGUGAGCCUGGCAGAGGGCCCAGCAAACGCGGCGUGGGCAUGCAGUUCGGCCCCGAUGUCACAAAGCGGUUCUGCGAGAAGAACGGCCUGGAGGCGAUCAUCCGUAGUCACGAGGUCAGGAUGGCGGGCUACGAGAAGGAACAUGACGGGAAAUGCAUCACUGUCUUCUCAGCGCCCAAGUAUUGCGACAUGACGGAGAACAGGGGAGCAUACAUCAACAUCGGCCCGGACUACAAGCUCAGGUUUUCGCAGUUCGACGCUGUUCCCCACCCCAAUAUCCGGCCCAUGGCUUAUGCUCAAAACUCUAUCAUGUCGGCGCUGAUGUGA
Molecule: messenger RNA, 1470 nt
Organism: Thermothelomyces thermophilus ATCC 42464
Lineage: Eukaryota; Fungi; Ascomycota; Sordariomycetes; Sordariales; Chaetomiaceae
Exons: 6
Coding region: 1-1470 (489 amino acids)
Cellular component (GO): cytosol; nucleus
Molecular function (GO): protein serine/threonine phosphatase activity; protein binding
Source: RefSeq, a predicted model, not a curated record